Dermacentor silvarum is the source of this 1628-nucleotide messenger RNA. RefSeq names its product monocarboxylate transporter 12-like. The coding region runs from base 128 to 1609 and encodes 493 amino acids. The record is from RefSeq and is a predicted model, not a curated record. Lineage: Eukaryota; Metazoa; Arthropoda; Arachnida; Ixodida; Ixodidae. Gene Ontology annotation, biological process: transmembrane transport. The transcript has 7 exons. Gene Ontology annotation, molecular function: monocarboxylic acid transmembrane transporter activity.
CUUAUGCAUCGGGGACGUAAUCGUUGCCCUGCACAUUGGCACUUAGCUCAUGGUGGUUGUUCCUCGUCAUCAGCGUCAUUCUUAAUAUACCGGUGCCAAGGGUGAGUCCACCCAUAGAAGGCUGGCUAUGCUAGAGCGAACUCUUGGUACAAUGGCCAGUCAGAACAGCCUGUCGGACGAACCAGCACAACUACCAUCGCAUGAUGCACCUGUGGGGAACUCGUAUUGUACCUCUAGUCCAGUAGGUAAAGCAUGCCAUGAAGAACCCACCGGCUCGACAGGCACCCAAGAUUGCUGCUGGUCAGUGCCAGCUACAAUGGCAGCCGCCGCUUUUCUUUGCUACAUGCCUACGUCCUGGUUGGCCAUUCUUACGGUGUAUUUUGUGCAUAAGUUCGAAAUCACCCGACAAGAGGCAUCUUGGCCAAGAAUCGUUGCAUCCAUGGUCGGCCAGCUGUCAGCGCUGGCCGUUUACGCUCUGCAGAUGCGGAUGAAGACAUACAACAUCAUCCUCUUCAGCACCGUGCUAUGCGCGGCAUCACUUAUUUUUUCGACGUUUUCUCAAAAUAUCACAUGCAUGACAAUGACGCUUGGAAUCUUGCUAGGUUUUGGCCAAGGAAUCUUCCUAACUUCGUCUCAGAUAUACACGCUGUUCUACUUCAGCAAAUACCGUGCCUUCGCAACGUCAAUUAUCAACGUCGCCUUCGCCAUAUCCGGCAUGGUCAGCCCGUUCGUGCUCUCCGGACUCGAGGAUGCCUACUUUGUGGAAGGAGCCCUGCUCAUUUACGGAGGAAUAAUGUUAAACUCAACCAUCAUCAUCAUAUUGGCCAAAAAUCCCUCCCAAUUUACAGACUGUGCAAGCCGAAGUCAUCCCAACUCGGCAGAGCGUGGAACCUCGAAAUCAACCCAUUUUGUCGCCGUUGCCAGACUUCACAGCGAACAAAGACACUCAGCAGAUGCUUCGCAAAUGUCUGGGCGCCAAGAAAGCGCUUCCUUCAAGCAAGUUGGAGCACUAUUUAGAAUGCCGGCAUUGUAUGUUUUGGUGGUUACGCUCAUCAUCGCAGACCUCACAACGGCGGAAUUUUAUGGUACAGUCGUAGACUACGCCCGCGACCGAGGUUUAGAGCCACGUGACGCCGAGCAGCUGGUGACCUUCGUUUCACUGGGAGCGCUUCUGGGUGGUCUCUCUGUGCCCCUGCUGACUGACUGCGUGCCGUUCAUCCGCUGUCCUGCCUACGCUGUCAGUUUACUGGCCGUUGGUGGGUGCCAAAUGGUUGCCCCGUACCUAUCUGGGUUUACAGCAAAUAUAAUGCUCGCACUAUUGGUUGGAGCAUUCAUGGGAUUCAUCUUGUGCAGCAAACCCGUACUCCUUGCGGAAUCAUUCGGUAUCCGACGUACGGCGGCAUGCCUGGCCCUCAUCGGCGUGAUCAGGAUACCGGUGUCCCUGGUCUGCCCUCUCCUAAUUGGCCACUUUCGUGACUCGACUGGAUCAUACGAUGGCUACUAUCGGAUGCUCGGAGGAAUGAGCGUGGCAGCCGCUUUGCUCUUCAGCGCACAUUACAUCUUUAGCCGAGGAAAGUUCACAGCGGACGAGCAGCCCUCAGUGCUGUAAUACCAAUAAAAUGCCUAAU